ACCUUGCGUCAAUUUUUUCUAGGGUUUUCACUCUUCUCACGCUCGCAUUCAUUCUUCGCCUCUCAUUUUCCCUCACAUACUAUCGACCCUUAGUCCAGAAUCAUGGCGGACCGUGGAGCAGGAGGAGAUCGUGGCGGUUUCGGACGCGGCUUCGGCGGUGACAGAGGCGGCCGUGGGCGCGGCGGAGACCGAGGCGGCCGUGGCCGUGGCGGCCGCCGCCCUCGCCGUGAAGCCGAGGAGGAGAAGUGGGUCCCAGUGACGAAGCUCGGCCGUUUGGUGAAAGACGGUAAGAUCAAAUCCAUUGAGCAGAUCUACCUGCACUCCCUCCCAAUCAAGGAGUCCCCAAUCAUCGAUGCUCUGGUGCCGGCGUUGAAGGACGAGGUCAUGAAAAUCAUGCCGGUCCAGAAGCAGACCCGAGCCGGACAGAGGACCCGGUUCAAGGCCUUCGUUGUUGUCGGUGACGGAAACGGCCACGUCGGACUCGGAGUGAAGUGCUCGAAGGAGGUGGCGACUGCAAUCCGUGGCGCCAUCAUAUUGGCUAAGCUCUCUGUCAUUCCUGUGAGGAGAGGUUAUUGGGGUAACAAGAUCGGAAAGCCACACACAGUGCCGUGCAAGGUCACCGGAAAGUGUGGAUCUGUCACCGUGAGGAUGGUUCCGGCGCCUCGUGGAGCUGGAAUUGUGGCGGCGCGUGUGCCUAAGAAGGUCCUUCAGUUUGCUGGAAUUGAGGAUGUCUUUACCUCCUCCCGUGGAUCCACCAAGACACUCGGAAACUUCGUCAAGGCAACAUUCGAAUGUCUGAUGAAGACCUAUGGAUUCCUUACCCCAGACUUCUGGAAGGAGACUCGAUUCUCGAAAACACCUUUCCAAGAGUACACCGACCUUCUCGCAAAGCCCACAAGCAAGAUUGUUCACGUUGUUGAUGAAGUCGAGGCCUGAGCUUGAUCUAUGAACCUAAAUUGUUAGGAUGUUUUUGUUUUAGUUUAUAAGUUCAAACUUUUUCUCUUAUGUUUUGUUGGAUACUUCCGUUUAUUCCCCCGGUUUAUUUUUUUUUAUGACAAACAGGUAUGUUUAUCUUUAAAUUGAGUUGGGAUACUUGUCUUGGUUUUUGCUUUCGUUGAAGAGAUUUUGUCUGUCUUGAUUCA
Molecule: messenger RNA, 1142 nt
Organism: Erythranthe guttata (spotted monkey flower)
Lineage: Eukaryota; Viridiplantae; Streptophyta; Magnoliopsida; Lamiales; Phrymaceae
Biological process (GO): translation
Cellular component (GO): cytosolic small ribosomal subunit; ribosome
Molecular function (GO): RNA binding; structural constituent of ribosome
Source: RefSeq, a predicted model, not a curated record